CACGAUCUGAUAACUAACUAAAAGUAAACGUCAAUCAGGGUUGGUGAUGCAGCCUGAGGUGCUGCCUGCUAGACUACGAAAACACGGCACGUUUUAGUCUUAUCCACUCAAUCCGAUCGGAUCCUAUUAUCCUUGCCCUAUUGGGAAAUCUAACUGGUCUCUUUUUCUCUUGGUGUUCUACUACGCCUAUAUACCUACAGCUGCGGUGUCUGGCUGUAUGACGCUGUCUCAGCCCUUCUCUCCUUAGGCGGCUACCCUCAACAGAGCUCACUUCUCUCCACCACCUCCACCACCUCCCUUCUCCUCCUUCCCUUCCUUCCCGUUUUCCCCGUCGAUCCUCACAAUGGCUGAAGUCGACGUGGCCAGUUACUACAAUCUCCCAUCAGCUUAUCCCGAAGAAUGGCCCGCCGAGCUGGACGAAAGCGAUCCGGAGGAGACCGAGGCGCUGGACCGCCGCGGCUCACGAUCGGAACGCUCUCGCUACUUCGCCCUAGAACGCAAUAAUAGCACCCGGAGGAGUGUCGCCUUAGGCUCAUUCAAGGGGAGCAGUGGGCGGGAGAACCUCAAGGUGGAUGAGCCAGACCCCCUGGGAAUGAGUGACAGCGUACUCAAGAUGCUCAAAGCGCGAGGCUUGUCCCUGGAUGAAGAUAGCCGCUUGCGAAACCGUUUCCUGCUCUCCUCGACCUCAUUCUCACCCUCGCUCUUUCUGUCGCAAGUCCAUUCCGACGCGUCGAUCCAAUCCCUCCUCGAUGGCCUCGAUUGCCUUUCCCGCUCCAUCGACCAAAAGUCGGCGUCGCUGAAAGUCCUCGUCGAAGCCAAUUUCGAACGGUUCGUUCGAGCGAAGGCAACCAUUGAUAGUGUGUAUACGGAAAUGAAGACUCAAGGUCAAAAGGAGGAGUUGUUAAGCCCUCAGGGUCACCGCAGGUCGGUUGGACAUUUCCGGAACUAUUCCGGCAGCAGGCACAGCAUCUCUACCCCAGCCAUUGCGGAAGUAGGACCCGGAAAGAAUGCGCUCACGAAGGAGAGUGAUUACGGUAUGAAAGGUAUCCGUGUGCCUUUGCUGGAAGCCUCCGUCAAAGCUGAGGAGGUGUGGGGGCCGGCUUUAGGCGGUCGCGAGAGAGAACAGGUGCUGAAAUCCGUCGUGGAAAUGAUGGAGAAACACCGAGACAUCUACGAGAUCGGAGGGCAACUCUCUAAGUCUAUCAAGCAGCGAGACUAUGAUUCAGUCUUCGAGCAAUUUCGCAAAGCGCGCUCCCUUGCGAAGAGCGCCAAGGAUAUCGCAGAAACCGCGACGAGGAGGAAUCGGCCCCUGACCGACGAGGAAACGCACGUCAUCUUGGCCAUGGGAAGAAUGUGGAUAGAUGUGGAUCAGCAGAUUCAAGCCUUCAAGCGCGAUCUAUGGAGGCGUUUAAGCGACGUGCCAACAACAUCAACCACUAUCACGGCGACUGGUCCAGUUGAGGAGCACAUGGAGCUGAUCUGUGCUCUACUAGAAUUGGGAGUCGAUGAUAACCCUAUCUGGGUCUGGCUUCUCAGCCGAUAUGAUUUCCUAAAAACUAAGAUCACGGCCUUCUGUGGGCGCUGCAAGUCAGAGAUAGAGAUCCUGAGACGCCGGCUUGCUAGCGGAGAUAAGCCUACGCCUCAGGCAGUGGCAUCCUAUCUCCGUGUUGCACCGCGCGAUAACUCGUUGGAAGCCCGGUCGAUGCGAGAUACUGAUCAGGUGAUCGAGCUAUGGGAAUGUAUCAACACCUACUUGACCAGGCUUUUGUCGUCCCAAGGAGGUCUUCUCGGUGAGGUCUUCGAUUUCUGGGAGGUGGCACAAUCGUUCAUUGAUGGCAGCAAGCAGAAGCUUCUACCAGCCGGGUUUGAGGGAGAAAGCCGUAAGCAUCAUCGUCUGUCUUCCAAUGACAUGAGGGAUCUGCAAAAAGGCGCGGUGGAACUUAUCAACCUAAUCCGCGAGAGUGUGUUGUCUCUGUUUGCUGACCCACCGGUGGACGAUGUUUCUCUCCUCACGUCUCCCAUCUCCACUGCAAGCCCGAACAGCCCUGGGAGCCGCGGAGUGACGCCUACCGAAUCUCGUUUCAAACUGGAUCCCAAGAACAUGCCCUUUCCCACCCCCAAACGUGGGGAAUAUUGGGAAGACUAUGCAUUCUGGCCGCCUUUCUCUAAUUCGGUCAGUGGUGUGCACUAUCUCAGUCAAUUUUUGGUUAUCAUCGGAACAGCGGCUAGUGAAAUGGCCGCGUUGGAGCCGGUGCUGAGUAGCGGCAAUACCCACGAUCUUCUCAAGUCGCUUGUCAGUGUUGCCCGAGAGCGCUCCGUGCGUGUAGCCUGCGCUGCUUGGGGCAAGGAUGCCGAGAUCUGCAAGAUGCUUGAAGACUGGACGCGAGACCCUGAAAGAAGGGAUCUGACGAAGAUGCCGGGUCUGUUCGUUGCGUUCGAGAAUGCUAUCAUCAGUGGCAUGCAAAGGAUCCUGUACAUCUCCGAGGCCAUGGUGAAGGCGGGCUCGGUCGAUGUCGUUACCCAGCCUCCUGCGAAGCUGUUGCUCAUGGUGCGCAGCCAGUUCGUGUCGAGCGUCUACAAAGCUCUGAGUGGCUUGGUUGAGAAUGCUGAACACCCCGCAUCAACAGACGGGGACGAUGAGUGGGUUCUGGUGGGAUCCAUGGUCACCAAACCCCAGACUGAUCCAUCGACAUCACUGCUGAUUGCGGACGCGGUUGAUGUCCGUGAUCGGAAUGUGCGUCUGCUACUGACUCUGUCGAACAUUAAGGCUUUCCAAGCCGACCUUGUUCCUCAGCUGGUAGCAUACUUCGAAACGUCCUUCUCGGUGAAGUUGACCGAGGAAGCAAACACUGUUCGGGAUGUUCUCGGCCAGAUCGAAGAUCGUUUAUUCCAGUCGUACACCAAGCCGACCAUAAACAAACUGAACUCGACUAUCAUUGAGAGCAUUACUGCGCCUGAAUGGGAACCAAGUGAGGACUCGCGGCCAGAGCAGGUCCGCCCGUACGUGUACAACGCAAUAUUAGCACUGGUACUGGUCCAUACUGAAAUCACGACCACGAUCCCGUCUACCUUGUUGACCACCGGGAACCGCUCACCUUCAGCCACGCAGUCGCCUCUCCUCUCGGUCAUCCUUACAUAUCUGUUGACUCAGAUCUCGACGUCCCUUUUGACCGCCUUUAGUUCCCGGUCUUUGUACACGCUUGCCGCUUUGAUGCAGGCGACGCUGGAUACCGAGUUCAUUGCUCAAACCAUGUCUCAAUACUCGACUGACGAAGCGUCAGCCAUCCAGAGCCAAAUCUAUGUGGAAUUGGACCGCCGAACCACCCACGAAGCUCGCGCCCGGCUGCAGUCAGAACUGAGCGAAAUGCGAGUCACGCUGAAGCGAUUGAGGGAGAAGACAAAGGGAGAAUUUGCUUGUUUCAGGAAACCACGCAGUGGUGGCGGACACAAACCUUCCGCCUGAGUAUUUCUUUCAGACUAGCUAU
Molecule: messenger RNA, 3485 nt
Organism: Aspergillus homomorphus CBS 101889
Lineage: Eukaryota; Fungi; Ascomycota; Eurotiomycetes; Eurotiales; Aspergillaceae
Product: exocyst subunit SEC5
Exons: 2
Coding region: 344-3463 (1039 amino acids)
Biological process (GO): Golgi to plasma membrane transport; exocytosis
Cellular component (GO): exocyst
Source: RefSeq, a predicted model, not a curated record